ACAGAAUCGUAAGGCUGAAAGCAUGGGAAGGUUUGCCUCCUGAUAGCGACGAGAAGCCACCAGACGGAGUAAAAUAUAUUUUAACACCAGUUGCUCUCCAGGCAGAAGAGAGCAUUAAGGCUUGGAUUUGUUGUCCUUCAAAAACUGUUCUCAGAGGGGAAAUAAUGACACCAAAUUCAGAGUAUGACUGCAGAUUGAAAUUAAGGGCUGGUAUGGUACUUUAUAGAAUAAAGCUGUUUACCGAAUAUUUAGAAUGAGAAUUUUGCGAACUUACUGAAUUACAGGGGCCAGUUGUAUAAAAAAUGUUACCCACUUUCAACUCCCAGUUUUGUAGUUAAAUAUUGGUUAACAGUUUUAAGCACGUAGUUAAAUUAGUUGUACAAAAAAGUUGUUAGUGUUGAGAAACAAAGCUAUUUCGACCAAACAGCUGUAUUUCGGAAAUCUAACGCAAAAACUUUGCCGGGUUUACCCUUAAUUUAGGAGGAAUAUUCCAACGCAUCGCUCAUCAAAAUUCAUUUCGUGCCGAAAACUUCAUUACGUGAACACACUUGACGAUUUCACAGACAUAUAUAUCCAGGGCCGGUUCCCAAUAGAAGCCUGUACCCGGCAAAUUUGCCGCCUAUACCCGGCAAAUUUGCCGCCUAUACCAUGGACAAUCGCUGGUUGUUUCUCGAAAUUAUUACCUAAAUUAUUUCCUUACCACAGAAAUGUCGAGGGAAAAGUAAAGUGAAAAUUAUCACCAUAAACUAAGCUAAGGUUAGCACCAAAGGCAAGCACUUCAUUGCUUCACUCGUUAUAUAUAUACGUGAUGACGCAAAAUGUGGUUUCAUAAAGGUCCGAUAUUUUCCAAAACAACUCUCCAGGUUUCAAAAUCUUCACGGACAGGCACCCUCGGAGCCCCUUGGUGAGUGGUGCCUUCGAUACCACAUGUAGCCGCCUAUACUUCUAUAAAAACGUUUCAUCUUAAAUUCUAUUGAGACCCCUGAAUAUCGAUUUGAUUUUUCUGCUGUUCCGAUUUAUUCUAUUUUCGGACUGUUAAGCGUGUCACUUAAUUAACCUGUUUCACGCCGUCAUUCUUGGGUGGCAUUUCAGGCGAAGUCUGGGAAAUAAGUCCACAUAACAGCGACUUUUUAUAUUUUUUUAGACGAAUGAUAGUAAAUUUGCUUUGUAAAUAGCUAGUUUAUUUUGAAAAAUUGUUUUUCACAUUGUUUUAAUUGUCUGCAUUGGUUAUCGAGAAUUAGAUGCCACCAAAAAAUGGAGGAUAUUCCGUCAUCGUGAGAAAGGCUAAUUUACCACGAGAGUCACAUAUGUUCAUAUCGUAGAUAAACGUGUGCACAUGCGUCAAUCUUGACUGAAAUUUGCCUUGCGAACUUGCUGUGAAAGGGUUUCCCUAAGACUCAAAGGUCAAUAAGGAGCGAUUUUCUUGUGUACCACCACAAAUUGCGGCCACAAAUUGACACAUAAGAAGAGCUAGUCAAUUCAUCUUAACUGAGAAUAAGUAUGCUGACCUGCGCUGUAUAACUAUGAGGCAAGCUGAUGAAUUGUCUUGUUAAAUAUAAGUUAAAAUAAAACAAGUUCAAAAAUGUGCAAAAAUUUGUAAUCAGCGUAUAAAUGGCAAUUUUUCGGUCAAUUUCCCGUCGUUUUUUCCAGCAUACAAAAUAAUAUUAAAUGUGUCAACCUAAAAACUAGACAUAAUUAUAUUUUGCACGUUUAAAUUAAGAAAUAGUAUAAUGCAAGGUAGGGCUUCUUUUGACAUACAAACUAGUUGUGCUAAAUCCCUCAAUCCCAGCCCUCAUGUUGUGCAUGAAAAUGCAAAAAAUCAACGUCCAAAGGCUUGAAAAUGGGAACAUUUUUUAUCUUUGAACUUUGGGCUUUUGUAGUUCACCGCCUUCUAGUUAUGUCUUUCCCUCUUCCUUGACUAAUCAUUAAAGAAACCCUGCAUGACGUAAAAAGUGAACCAAAGCUGCGUGACUGUCGAUAAAUUUAACGUGUAAAAAACUCUUUAAUUCAGCUAUACGCAAGGGUACUUUCUGUAGAUUCAUUUCAUUCGAACUUUUUGUAUCUUUUUUAGCGUAGAAUUAAUAACUGUUGCGUUGAAAAUAAUUAAACUUAAUAUUAUUUACUGAAAGAUUGAGGAUAGUGAGACCCUUUGGAUUCUUUAAUAGAAACGGAUUCUUUAGUUGAGAAAUGUAACCAAAUUAAUCUGUCAUUCAGAAUGGAAAAUAGAACUUUGACAAAUUUUAAAAUGUGAACUUGUUAUAUAAAGAUAUAACACCGUGAAAAACAUUUUUGCAUAUACGCGAUGUAUAUAUUAAGAUUAUUAUUACUCUUUAAAUUAUUUAAUUCUGGUAGUUGUAGUUACGUGACGUAAUGAUGUAAGGUCCAAUAAAAUUCUCGUAUUUUUUAUAGGUUCCCGUUAUGUAAUCGACAAAGAUAGCGUUUGUAUUAAAGAAGACUCAAUUUUAUCGAAAUAUCUUUCUAAUUGCAAAUUUGAUGACGCGAAUCAUAGUAUGGAUUUACCAGACGAAAAAGUCCAUGAAAUGCCGGAAGGCUUUGGGUGUAUGUAUUACCGCGAGGCGAAGGAAAGAAUGUUUUCCGCCACUGUUGAUGAAGAGCGUUUCACUGUUACUGUUUUGGACGAAAAGGGAUGGGAUUCAGACUUAUCAGAUAAAAGAGAUCAGAAUCAGGUUGGUAUAUUUAAAUUUUAA
Paramuricea clavata is the source of this 2708-nucleotide messenger RNA. The record is from the annotation of a GenBank genome assembly. Lineage: Eukaryota; Metazoa; Cnidaria; Anthozoa; Malacalcyonacea; Plexauridae.